AUGGCGCCUAAAGCUGCCGAAAAGGAAAAAAAUGCGGCUUUGGUAGCGUCCUUGUCUUCGUCGGAGCAGGCUGAUCUCCUUGCGCAGGCUCUACUGCGGGAGUAUAUGCACCGCCGCGGUUUUUUUGAAACCCUGCGCGCUUUUGACGGGGAGUGCCACCGCAAUGAGCGAACCAUCUCCUCCAGGCUUAUGAUGAAGAAGCUUUUAUGCAUUCCUGCGAUGGAAACGCACCCUCUUCAUCUAAGCAGCUCUCACGAGGUGCCGACUUUUAUGGAGCAGAUGUGCUCCUAUCGCCUGCGCAAGCCCCACGAGGGGGCUCGCCAGGAGCUUCGCGAGAGGGAAGAGGAAAAGGAGGAAACGGGCCGAAUAGCGUGGCUGCGCGCAGCGGAGGAGGCCGGGAGGGAGGUGGUGGACCACGACGAGGCCGAACUCGCCGAACUGCGGGCGAAAGUUUCACAGACCAAAAAGCGCCAGGAGUGGGCGGAGACGCAUAGGCGGGAGUACGACAAGCUCAAAGCUGCACUCGCCGAGCUCGAGGAGGCUGAAGCGAAAGGAAAGCUGAAGAAGGGAGAGAAGGAUGGAAAAAAAGUGGGAAAGUCGGCGAAGCACCACCGAAAGAAUAAUCUCAUUGAUCCUGCCGCGGACGACAGCGGCGACGAGCCCCCCACCGCACGAAAGAAAAGCCGCCGGAAGAAACACGGGGAGGGCGUCUUAGCGGGUGAGGAGACAAAGGAUCGUAGUAAAGGUGCCCUUGAAAAUCCCACACUUCCGAUGGAUGAGCUGAGCACCUUUGCGGUGUCGCUGGAGGGGAAGGAGCGGCGGCGGCGGGAGUCGAAGGGCCCCGCCCCGCCGUCGGCUCGGGGUGGAUGCCCCCCGGCGUCAACGCGGCGGCCGUUUCGAUGCUUCCGGUGGGAUCUCGCUCGACUAAUGAUCAUCAUGACGGCGGGCCUUUGA
Messenger RNA from Phytomonas sp. Hart1, 954 nucleotides. Lineage: Eukaryota; Euglenozoa; Kinetoplastea; Trypanosomatida; Trypanosomatidae. The record is from the annotation of a GenBank genome assembly.